AUGACCGAAGAAACUAUUACUAUAGACUCUAUUUCGAAUGGGAUACUGAAUAACCUACUAACCACGUUGAUUCAGGACAUCGUCUCUCAGGAAGCUACCCAACAACAAUUGUUGAAGACGAGGUACCCGGAUCUUCGCAACUACUAUUACGAUCCGAACGGAGCUCUUGAUAUCAAUGGAUUGCACAAACAACAAGAGUCGUCCCAGUACAUCCACUGCGAAAAUUGCGGCAGAGACGUAUCGGCAAAUAGACUGGCUGCCCAUUUGCAGAGAUGUUUAAGUAGGGGCGCUAGACGUUAG
Saccharomyces kudriavzevii IFO 1802 is the source of this 300-nucleotide messenger RNA. RefSeq names its product SAGA histone acetyltransferase complex subunit SGF11 (gene SGF11). Bases 1 to 300 code for a protein of 99 amino acids. The transcript has a single exon. Lineage: Eukaryota; Fungi; Ascomycota; Saccharomycetes; Saccharomycetales; Saccharomycetaceae. The record is from RefSeq and is a predicted model, not a curated record.